Molecule: messenger RNA, 1092 nt
Organism: Brachypodium distachyon (stiff brome)
Lineage: Eukaryota; Viridiplantae; Streptophyta; Magnoliopsida; Poales; Poaceae
Gene: CBF3
Product: dehydration-responsive element-binding protein 1H
Exons: 1
Coding region: 281-1033 (250 amino acids)
Biological process (GO): regulation of DNA-templated transcription
Molecular function (GO): DNA-binding transcription factor activity; DNA binding
Source: RefSeq, a predicted model, not a curated record
UUGCUCAACGCCGCUUUACCACACGCGUCGCACUCCCUGGCUGUCCUUUAAUUGCCACGCGGCUACGGCCACAGGCCCCACCUUUCUCUCUUUACCGCGUUACGCAAAGCUAUAAAAGAGCACACUCCACACACCACAGAGUUACUGAACUCUUCAGCUCAAGCUCAAUCUCCAUACACUCCGGCCAGCCUCCACGCCACGGCACUCCAGCAUACUCCCACUAAGCUAAAUCAAACACCGAGCCGCCGCCGGCAGCAGCUAUAUAUCAACCCAGCAAUUGAUGGACAUGGACGGCUCCGAUCAACAGAUCACCUCCCCUUCCUCGUCGUCCUCGCACGACCAGUACGGGGUGGUGUGGUCGCCGCCACCGCCGAAGCGCCCAGCCGGGCGCACCAAGUUCAAGGAGACGCGCCACCCGGUGUACCGCGGAGUGCGUCACCGGGGCAAUGCCGGCCGAUGGGUGUGCGAGGUGCGCGUGCCCGGCACCAGCGGCAAGCGGCUCUGGCUCGGGACGCACCUCACCGCCGAGUCCGCCGCCCGCGCCCACGACGCGGCCAUGCUCGCGCUGCACGGCCCCUCCGCCGCCGCCGCCGCACGCCUUCUCAACUUCCCGGACUCCGCGUGGCUCCUCGCCGUGACGCCAUCCGCACUCGCCGACCACGACGAGAUCCAGCGCGUCGCCAUUGCCGCCGUCGUCGACUUCCAGCGCCGCGAGGCCGCCACCGUUCAAGUCGUCAAUGAGCCGCCCAUCAACCCCGCAUUCGCGCCAUUGCCGCCUGACAAUGCUGUCCCUUGGGCGUCGUCCCAACCUUCUGCCACCACUGGAAUGUUUGGAGAGCCGGUUGCAAUGGACAGCAACAUGUUCGAGCUCGACAUGACCAGCGAAAUGGACGUCGGCAGGUACUACGCGGACCUCGCGGAGGGGCUGCUCAUGGAGCCGCCGCAGCCCGCGCCGGACACCGGGGCGUGCUGGGAAAGCGGGGACGACGGAGAUGACGCCACCCUCUGGAGUUACCGAAACGAUUUACCCUGAUUUGGCUGCAUGGAACAAACUGCUUCGGGCAUUAAUAAAAUGAAUUGUGGAACCUUAAA